Messenger RNA from Amoebophrya sp. A120, 1135 nucleotides. The record is from the annotation of a GenBank genome assembly. NCBI's taxonomy places the organism in Eukaryota, Dinophyceae, Syndiniales, Amoebophryaceae.
AGGUUGUUAGACACAGUGUGAAUUUAUUUUUUUUCUUCUGAUGCAAGCUGUCACGCCCGCGGUGAGGUCCCUUUCACUGUCGGUUGUCGCUUCUUUUCCUCGAUUAAUAACUUCUGCUCACAAGUCCUUCCCAUAUUUUCAUUUGCUGUGCAUUGAAGCAAACUAACUGAUAAAGUCAAACACGAAUCAUGAGUGAUAUUACCGGCGAGCAAUCCGCUCCUAAGCGGGCCUCCGCGAAGACGAAGGGCAGCGGCAGCCCGAGCAAUACCAGCGCCAGCGAUGGCCAAACAUCGAAGGCCAAGCGGGCCACGCGGAAAGCGAAGAGCAGGGCGAAGCGGAAGUCGUCGAAAGAGCAGAACGAGGGUGUAGUGGCCAAUUCUCCUGAUGAAUUUUCGGAGUUCUACCAGCGAGACGAGGGCCCAGAAAAGACCACAAAUUCACCGCGAAGUGGUGGCAAUAAUUCUCCACCGGAGGAACCGAGAGGGGAAAACGAUUCGCCACGAACCGAUUCUCCAACGCCGAGAGCGCGAACGGACCCACGCAACGUACGGUUCGUACAAGGCCUCUCGGAGAGCGGGCAUUUGUGGCUCUGCCUUCUUUCGCCGGUGAUUAUUACCGGCAUCGUGUUAGCCGUGUACUUUUUUCUCAUCAAGCCUCGGCAAGACUCGCAAAUGCGCGGUGGCAGCCUCGGUUUUCUUCUUGGUGCACCAAACCAACAAGUUGUAGGGCAAACGUCGCAGGCGAGCGGCCGCGUUACGGCAAACGACGUUCAGACCCGGGCGCAAUCUCAAGCAGGCACUACAGAUGGCGUCGCCCAGCAACCGCCGGCCGGCCAACCAGUCGCGGGGGCCGCCGCUGCGCCAGUGGGUCCUGCAAGUUUUUUGGCGUCCACGGGAGAGGAUGAAAAUUCAAUAGGGUCGGCGCAAGCUGCUGACACGUCUUCUGUUCACGACGACGCAGGUCGUGUUCGGACUGAAGACGACAGGGCUGAAGUGGCUCGCUUGGAGGGCACUAUAUUCGCUUCCGACGAUGAGGCAGACUCAGACACUGAAAGUAGAGCAGCCGACAGAAGGAGCACAGAUGCAAGCGCUAAGCGAACGAAGCCGCAGCGCACCAUCAUUUUGGUUUAGGAUGC